ACUAUUGCACGUGAGAAAUAAAAGAGCGUGCGGGGCAGAGAGAAAGGACGAACGGUGAUAGAGAGUAUGAGAAAACAAGGAAGAGGUUGGUAAUAGCACGGAAUUUUAGGCGAGUAAGCUUGGAAGUUUGGAUGGGGGAAUCCCGAGGAGAAGAUUUCACAAACGGCCACGACACCAGACAUGAGUCCGAGGUGGCGGUCUGACGACGAUGCUCCAUGCCAUGGAAGUCCCAAGUCAUGCUAGACACCUCCUCCUGCAACUCAACACCCAGCGCACCAAGGGCUUCCUGUGUGAUGUCAUCAUCGUGGUGCAGAACGCGUUGUUCCGAGCCCAUAAGAAUAUUCUGGCCGCCAGCAGCCUCUACCUGAAGUCCCUGGUCGUCCAUGACAACCUCAUCAACCUAGACCACGAGAUGGUGAGUCCCGGGGUGUUCCGGGUCAUUCUAGACUACAUCUACACGGGCCGUCUGACGGAGGGAGACCCCAGCUCCCCAACAGAGCCCAACCUGGGGGCCGUGCUGGCUGCAGCUAGCUAUCUGCAGCUGCUGGACUUAGUGGCACUGUGUAAGAAGAAGAUGAGGAGAAAUGGGAAGUACCCUCUCCGCCCCACUCCUGCCUUUCUGCCCUAUGGGAAGAUGGGCCCCAAUAGUUUGGGUUUAGGGGGAGGGGGCAGGUAUCGGGUGUCCACCCCUGUUAUUCAGUCCUGCUACCCAGGGGGAGUUGUGAACACCCACACGCCCCGCGCCCCACCACUAGAGGAGCUGCCACCCCACCCCCAUGCCACCCAUGCAGGGGAGUUGUAUGCCCCCACCUCCUCUCAGGGCCCUCAGGUGUUCCCCUCCACACCCUCAGCCCUGCCUGCCCAGCCCAGCCUGCGCCCAGCUCACUCUGACAGGAACUGCUCCCCCAUCUAUGGCCUGGACCUCUCCAAGAAGAGCCCCAACUCCCAGUCCCAGAACACUCCCUCCCACCCCCACCUGGCCCACGCCCUGCCCCACCACGAUGAGGAGCGGGAGGGGGGGCUGAGCGGCCGCACCAGCCCAAUGCUGGGGAACAAUGGCGGGGCCUACCCCACAGAGAAGAUGGAGACAGCUGAUCAGGCUGGGUCUCUCCCACCUCUUUCUUACCCCCACCUUAAUAAGCCCCUGGGGCCCCACCUCCACCGCUCCAGCUCCCAAGGUCCAGACCACUACCCCUGCCCCCCCAGCCCCGACACCCCCACAGAGGCUGGAGAGCCCAGCAGGGAGGUGGGCAACAUCUACCGCUGGGUGAAGCAUGAGCCACUGUCAUACACAGCUGAGGAUGAAGAGGAUGACGAGGAUGACGAGGAACGGGGUGGAAACGGAGACCAAAACCACCAGCAUCACAACCACCAUCACAAAGCAGGGGAGGAGAGCGAUGAUCGCUACCGUAGGGUGGGCUGUGAUGGGGAGGAGGAGAAGAGUGGCUCAGGCAGUGAGGGGACAGGCAGUAGUGAGGGUCGACCAUCACCCACAGGGCCCAUGGGGAGGUUCCACCUACCCUACGAGCCUGAGAGCUUUGGGGACAACCUGUACGUGUGCAUCCCCUGUGACAAGGGCUUCCCCAACUCUGAGCAGCUCAACGCCCACGUGGAGACCCACACAGAGGAGGAGCUGUACUCUGGAGGGGAGAUGGGCAGCAGCAACCCCAAAAACAACAGUAGCAACAGCAAUGGUAACGGCAGCCUGAACAGCCUGGAGGGGAAGUCCAGCCAGAGCCUGACGCCUGGGGUCCUGGGGGAGAUCAUCAGACCCUAUCGCUGUAACUCCUGUGAGAAGUCCUACAAGGACCCGGCCACGCUGCGCCAGCACGAGAAGACCCACUGGCUCACAAGGCCCUACCCCUGCAGCAUCUGUGGCAAGAAGUUCACCCAGCGCGGCACCAUGACCCGCCACAUGCGCAGCCACCUGGGACUCAAGCCCUUUGCAUGCGACCACUGCGGCAUGCGCUUCACCCGCCAGUACCGCCUCACAGAGCACAUGCGCAUCCACUCCGGGGAGAAGCCAUAUGAGUGUCAGGUGUGCGGGGGCAAGUUUGCCCAGCAGCGCAACCUCAUCAGCCACAUGAAGAUGCACAGCAGUGGGGGGGGCGGAGGGGCUCUGACGGCCGACGGAAAGCUGAAGCUGGACUUUUCGGAGGGGAUCUACCCCCUGAGUAAAUACGCAGCAGAGCACCUGGGGCUGAAGCAGGAGAAGGCCUCUGAGCUGCUGGCAGAGCAUGCCAUUGAGAGCCUGUUCCCGUUGUCCAAGCUGGCAGCCGAACACCUGCGCCUCAGCCACCAUGAUAAGAUGGAUGUCCUGGGGGUCCAGGCCCUGCCCCCUCCCCCAGGGUCCCUCUCUGACUUUCACUCUCGUACCAUUGAACGCUACUCCCCCAGCUAAAACCCUCUGACCAGUCACCCCCAGCAAGGCCUUGGCUACCACACAAUCCUGUGGGCACACAACUUAACUUACAGUAUUCUAAUGUCAUUCACCUCAACUCCAUCAGUAUCUGCACCUCAGACUAAGGCCAAUACUUGGCCUAAAGAAUGCCCACAAACUGUGUAGACUCUUAUAAGUGCCUUUCUUUCCUAAGUUUGCAUUAUAUGCAUUUUAAAGACCUUCCUAGAAUGAGAAACGUGCUAUUUCUAUUAUAUUUUGACCAAGGAAUACCCACUCAAAACAGUGUAGUAUUUAUGUAUACGCAAACCACCGAGCCAAAAACAAAUUGAGAACCAAAGAUCAAUUUUUUUUUGUUUUUUGUACAUAAUGAAAAACCAAAUAAACUGUUGCCAGAAAGUGUUGUAAUCUGACCCUACACCUGUGUACUAAAUGUACUUUUGUACUACUACUAUUGUAAUUGUACAUAAAAUGGGAAAAAAGCACAUAUGGACAAGAUUCAGGGCUCCUGUCCAGAACUGAAAGGACCGUUGGACAAAAGAAAAAGCCAAAGCUUUGGGAUUUGCAAUUGAUUGGAACACUUUUUCUUAAUUUAGUUUUUUGGGGUACUGGAUUUUCUCUCUAUCUCCCUAUCCAGUUUUACGCCAUGCUCCAGCUGUUCUAGUCACGAGGGAGGGACUAACUGAAAACAGCAUUCGCUCCACCAUUUAGGUAAAGUUAUCUGUGCUUUGUUUUUCUACCGUUGUUAUGUACUCUGAUCAUGAUGUUGUGUACAGAGAGACUGAUAUUAAGUGACAGUAAUAGUAGCUUAAUGACUUGUACACUCAGUGCCAUAACCCUUUGAACCCAUAACCUCUCUUUAUUCGUAUUUUUCCAAUCAUAUUUUGACUUGCAUCCAAGUGCCUUCAAAUUGUUAUUGAAAAGUAGCGAGUAGCACAACCCUGUGAUCUCACAACUGGGACGCAUCAUGGUGCAUACCCAACUGAUGACACGCCAAUCCUUCUCCAUGGCUUUAACAUCCAGUGGUGUGGAGUGUAGACUAAGAAUGGGUGUUGCCUGUGACGUUGUGUAAUAUACUGAACAAACAUAUAAACGCAACAUGCACCAAUUUCAAAGAUUUUACUGAGUUACAGUUCAUACAAGGAAAUCAGUCACUUGAAAUAAAUUCAUUAGACCCAAAUCUAUGGAUUUCACAUGACUGGGCAGGGGUGCAGCCAUGGGUGGUCCUUGGAGGGCAUAGGCCCACCCACUGGGGAGCUAGGCCCAGCCAAUCAGAAUUAGUUUUUCCCCUCAGAUGAUCCCGCAGGUGAAGAAGCCGGAUGUUGAGGUCCUGGGCUGGUGUGGUUAUACGUGGUCUGCGGUUGUAAGGCUAGUUGGACUUACUGCCAAAUUCUCUAAAACAACAUUGGCGGCAGUUUGGUAGAGAAAUUAACAUUCUGGCAGCUAUGUUGGGCAUUCCUGCAGUCAGCCUGCCAAUUGCACGCUCCCUCAACAUGAGACAUCUGUGGCUUUGUGUUGUGUCACAAAACUACACAUUUUGAAGUGGCCUUUUAUUGUCCCCAGCACAAGGUGCACCUGUGUACUGAUCAUUCUGUUUAAUCAGCUUCUUGAUACGCCACCUGUCAGCUGGAUGGAUUACCUUGUAAAACUGACAGGGAUGUAAACACAUUUGUGCACAACAUUUGAGCAAAAUGAACUUUUUGGAAAAUAUCUAGGAUUUUUAUUUCAGGUCAUGAAACAUGGGACCAACACUUUGCAUUUUGGGUUUCUAUUUUUGUUCAGUGAAUUUACAAUGGUGGGUACAGCUAUUCAACUCACCAGAGGAGAGCACAGAGAGGCCAUCCAAGUCAGUGCUGAGAGGCUUGAGUCAAUUACUCCUAAUCAGUCUCUAUCAAUAGCAGCAAUUGCUCUAACACAGAUGAUUCAUCAGCACUGCCAAUUGUCCCAAUCUGAGCAUAAAUAGUACUAACCACGUUGAAUCCUUUUGACCCAUAGUAGUCUCAACUCUGACAGAGGGCUGUGCUAUCAUUGACAGGCCAAAGUGACUGUUCCGCUGCUGCCUUAAUACACACACGUUCACACACACACAGGGACUGGGAGCUGCUAAUGUGACGACGUUGUGAACAUGAGAGCUGGGCGCUAGCUGCCUCUGACAGUGCUCUGCUCGUGGUGCGGCGGCAGGCCGCGCUGUCUGUGUGGGUGAACAGCACAGCCCAGCUGCUGGCCUCCCAGUCUUCCAGUAAUCCCUGUGAAAUCUCACAUUCUCCCUGACAAUUCACACUGUCUGUCGGCCUGACGGCCCAUUUCAUGCCUGCCAUCCAGCCCCUCUGAUCCACACCAUAACAAGACACCCAAGCACGGCCGAGCCGAGUCCUACAUCUGCCCUUCCCUGUCUCCCUGCUUAGGCUAUCAAACAUGGCACAGUACAGUGUAGUGGCACGUCUCUAUCAACUGAUGAGCACUUAUGGGUUUGGGGUUGAAGGCACUUAUUGUUUUGUUGUUAAAUGUUUUAGAAUGUUUAUUCCAAAGAGCAUGCUGGCUUAUUAUUUGUCUAUGUUGUCGGACCUUAUGUCCGAUUGGAGUUUGUUGACCACUAUAGUGCCAAUGCCAACCUCAGUAGGUGAAUGUGAAGACUAAAGCCAUGAAUGCACUGUGAGAGACUUAGUGAAUCUUAAAACCUUAGCUUGGAGACUGAGACAAUAGUCCCUACUCUUGUGGGAUUGUAUUAAUGUACAACAUUAAUUGAAGGGUUUUAUUCUGUAGCAUAAUGAGCAUAUCAAGGUGUUGUAUUUCUGUCACAUAUUUUCUUUCUUGAUUUUGAACCAAAGCAAAGUGAAACUGGUGCUUACCUCAGGACUGAACCCAGCAUGGGGACGCGACGCUUUAGCUACACAGCAACCAAACAACACACACGUACACACGUACACACUUACGUACAUGCAGACAGAGACACACAGACAUUUACAUACAUUUUCAUUUUUUCUUUUGAGGGGACAAUAGUCCUGUGUUAAACCUGUGGUUAUUUCAUGCUUAUGAGAUGUUUUACUUGUCUUACAAUUUUGUUGAGAACAUGUGAUAUUAACAUUUUCCUCUUAUUUUAAUAUGCUGUGUAUAUGUUCCUUUUUACUGUCCUAAUAGAGGGUUUGUAGGGGUUUGACCAAUGACGUUAUCUUAAUAAGGAAAAGUCAAGCUGGUGAUUUUCUCUUACCUUUGGAAACAAACGUGUUAACUUUAAUUCAACAGAAUAUACAAAUGUAAAUGUUGAUAGGGCUUGUAAGGCAAGACAUAAGGUAAUACCUCUGGUUCCAAAGAAACAUAUAUACUGUCUAUGUGAAUUAGGUCUCUUUAUUUUCACCCGAAGCCUUAAUGUUUAGUGACGUGUUUGGUUGCACACCAGGAGUGAUGUAUUUCUCAGUAUUUCCCUAAACAGAUAAACAGUGGCUGGGCUCUGAGUGGAUGAAAGCUAUAGCCUCAAGUUGUUUGACCCAUUUCUCUGGAGGAGGCUUUGUGAGCUGAUGAUGAAUAAGGCGGUGUGUAUUUAUACACAAACACACUUUAAGCCAGCUUGUUUUGGACUGCAGGACAUGCAGCGGUUCCCAGCAGCCUACGUGAAACACAAAAAUCCACACUUGGCUCCAAUGUUAAUUUAGAAAAAUAGUCUACAUGGAAACUGUAUGGGCACAGCUGUUUUGUUAUAGCAUAAGAAACUAGUUUAAAUGACUGUGAAUUGUGAAUUGACAGGGGCAGUGGACAAUAUCAAUCUUCGAUUUAUCAUGGCAGCAUGAGGUUGGACCACAGACAUGUGAAGCCCCAUAGAUGAGAGGGAACAGCCCAUUUGAAGUUGUCAAUGGUGGGAAUAUAAAUCUCUCUUGCUCGUUCUGUCUCUCAUUCAUUAGUUCACUCUCACUGAAAGUUUAUCUCCCGUUUCCUUUUCUCGCACCGUUAAAACAAGAAUGAAAUAGUUUCCACUGACACUCCAAAUCUGUACAGGAAGAGAGCGGCAGAUAAUGUCCAGCGAUACUGUUCUGAAAUUACAUAUAGGGGGGCAGUGUGUGUGUGUGUGUGUGUGUGUGUGUGUGUGUGUGUGUGUGUGUGUGUGUGUGUGUGUGUGUGUGUGUGUGUGUGCGCGCGUGUGUGUGCGUGAGUUAGUUUAAAGGGGGAAGUGUUGGUUUGUCUGUUUGUGUCCACAUGCUAUUUGAGUAUAUGAAUGGCUGUUAAUGUAUGCUCUGGGAAUAGUUCUGGUGUGAAGGAGAGCAGAGGAGUGAAGGAGCAGGAAGUGAACUGUUGGCUGGGCCUUAACGUUGAGCAGGAUGUGCAGUGUGUAUCUGCUUGCAGACCGAUAGAGACACAGAUGAAGAUUGGGAGGGAGAGGAGCAUGGAGAGCUCAGCAGGGUGGACAUAAGCCCAUUGUUUAAAUAUGAAAGACUGAUCUUAGUUCUAAACCACGCCAUUCAGAAAACAUUAAGAGCCUCCCUAUCUUUUUCCCUUCUUCCUUCCUUUUAUUUAUUUUUAAAAAAAAUCUGAAAACUCUUAACAAAUUAAAGGUCUAAUGAAGCUGUUUUUAUUUAAAUAUUACAUCCUUUCUGGGUACUAAUUAAGUACCUUACUUUGAUUGUUUCAAUCAAAAUGAUCCCAAAAAAUUGCUUCUUAGCUAAGAGCAAUUUCUCAAGCAAGUCUGUCUGGGAGUGAUCUGAGUAGGGAGGGGAAAAUUGAAAACUAGCUGUUAUUGGCAGAGAGGUUUGGAAUUCUCUUUCUUAUUGGUCUAUUAACAACAACAAAAAAUGUUUGAGCAUGGCCUUAUUUCUAUUGCAGCAUAUUGGAUCACUGUCAUUCAGAUUCCAUUCACCCAGUUCAAUGUAAUGUGAUAGGUUUAGGCUACUACAUGAUAAUCAAAUGUUCCCUAUACCCAUCAUGAGGUUGCUACAACCCAGCCUAUGAAUGAAAGUUUACAAUGUAGGUGCAAUAAAUUAGUAAAACCAAAAGCUUACCUUGAAUGGGAAGAGUUCCAGUGUUGUGUUGGAUAGUCAUAGGCAGCUAGCCAACAUAGCAUCCCUCUGUUUGAGCAGGUUGUUUGAAUAGGCUAAACUAGCUAGCUGCAUUUGCUAGCUAAGUAAGUGAGCCUGAAAAACAUUACAAAUUCUCUAUCUCACCACAUUGUAUGCACUGCAGUGUUAACUAGCUGUAGCUUAUGCUUUCAGUACUAGAUUAAUUAUCUGAUGCCUUGAUUGUGUGGACAACAUGUAUGUUCAUGCAGCAAGAGCUCUGAUAGGUUGGAGGACAUCCUCUGGAAGGUGUCAUAAUUACUGUCUUAAGUCUAUGGAAGGGGGUGAGCACCAUGAGCCUCCUAGGUUUUGUAUUGAAGUCAAUGUUCCCAGAGGAGGACAGAAGCUAGCUGUUCUCUGGCUACACCAUGGUGCUACCCUACAGAGUGCUGUUGAGGCUACUGUAGACCUUCAUUGCAAAAAAAGUGUUUGAAUCAAUUAUUUGGUGACGUGAAUAUAUUUUGUAUAGUGUUAUCUAAAAAGGAUAACUUUUUAAAUGUUUUACCAUUUUUAUGAAAUUCACUGAGGAGGAUGGUCUUCCCCUUCCUUCUCUGAGGAGCCUCCACUGGUUCCCACAGUGGACCGGGUUGAAUUAGAAGGGAUGGAGAGACUUGACACUUUCAUUGGCCUUUAUUACAAGCAGCUGCUUUCCUCCAUUUAUUCCCCCAAACUGCACUUUUCUGGAAAAUUCAUUGAAUUAUAAUUUUUAUUACCCUCGUGACCCCCUAAAACCCUCCUCAAUCGCCUUUCCUCUCGCAUGUUGCUUCCUCCUUGUCCUCCUUUUCCUCUCUCCCCGAUCCAACCACUGAUCUCCCACUUUUUCUUCCUUCGUUACCUCAAAGCACUGCUCUCACCUCCGUCUGUCUCCCGCUCUCUUCUUGACACUCAGCACAAACCACUAGCCCACGCCACCAACCCUCCUCCUCUACUCCUUAUUCCCUACGCCUCCUCUCUCCCAUGAUCAAGUUGCUUCCAGUUGUUUUUCCUGCUGAAGAAGACAGUUGUCUAAAUGUUUAUGCGAACAACUACUUUAUUUUUCUUAACUCCCUGAUCAAGUUCCAAAAUGAACUUCAAAAUUUGACGACGUUAUUAUGUGCUUGCUUUUCAAGCCCAGAAGUAUUUUUCAAAGGAAUAUAAGAGACAGAGAGCAUCAUUAUUGAGGAAACGCAGGAUAAGACGAGAAAUGUUCAGAGGGAAAUAUGCUAAGAAAGAUGCCAGUAAAGUAAACAUGAGUGGAUGAAAUUGCACAAUUGAGCCACAGACCACAGCUCCACCAGCCAAGUCAUGUGCUGAGAUGGAGAGGGAGAGAAAGAACUGGAGAGAAAGAAUGAGAGAGUUGAAGUACCAGUCAUAGCUUAAGUAAACAACAUAGAAAAAACUGAGUGGUGGUGAACUGCUGCAUCGUCAGGUUUUCAUGUUGGCGUCUCAGUCUGGGUGCCCUCAGCAUUGGUGUCUUCUUACCAGGCCUUCAAAUCAUCACCCAGUCUCCACAUGACAGAGACAGACAGUCUUUGUUGAAGCAGAGGAGGGAGUUGUGGCUGGUGGCUGCCCCAUGUCUUCUUCAGUGUGUUUUGCUUGGAGCGUUCUGUCUCCACCGGGCAGUGAAAUAGUCAGACCGCAGACCUGAUCAACAGACAAGACAAGAGUACGAAUACACCGUGUAAUCUAGAAUAUCAUAUUGCCGUUUCUCAAGGCUUGACUCUAUUAAUAUGAUUCAUUUACGGUACUUCUCCUAAAGUGAAUUGACUGAAACAACAAACAACUUAACAGGAAAACAACUAUUUUGGUGAAAAUAGCAGUUCAGUUUCGGAUCUAAUCUGGGGUCUAAUAGUCAUGUAUGAGUACACAAAUACACACAGACACAAACAAAACGCAGACACACGAACAAACACACAGCUGGAUGGCAGACUGCCCUGUCACUGUUCAUGACUGGCUGUUCCAGAUUAGGUCAGAUUUAAUUAGGCUUCCCUGCUCCAUUUGGAGUGUCAGUUCUUGUAGAAAAAGUCAUUACUAAAGCAAAGGCAAUGUUACUGACGGCCUGAACUGAACACACACUGAGACGCCUGCCAGAAUGUCACAGAGCCGAGGCUCCACACACUCCUAAACACACUGCCCAUUUACAUUAAACUCACUCACACAACCAAUUUGAUCCCAUAUAGAAAUGGUGGAUUUUGUCCAUCAUCUGAUAAAGAUUACUGGGGGGAUUGAGGUGGAAGUAGAAUUUGAAUUUGUGGUUGCAGAGUAGGAAAGUUCAGCAGGUAUGUAGACUGAAUAGGGAUAGACAGAGUAGGAAAGUUCAGCAGGUAUGUAGACUGAAUAGGGAUAGACAGAGUAGGAAAAGUUCAGCAGGUAUGUAGACUGAAUAGGGAUAGACAGAGUAGGAAAAGUUCAGCAGGUAUGUAGACUGAAUAGGGAUAGACAGAGUAGGAAAAGUUCAGCAGGUAUGUAGACUGAAUAGGGAUAGACAGAGUAGGAAAUUUCAGCAGGUAUGUAGACUGAAUAGGGAUAGACAGAGUAGGAAAGUUCAGCAGGUAUGUAGACUGAAUAGGGAUAGACAGAGUAGGAGAGUUCAGCAGGUAUGUAGACUGAAUAGGGAUAGACAGAGUAGGAAAUUCAGCAGGUAUGUAGACUGAAUAGGGAUAGACAGAGUAGGAGAGUUCAGCAGGUAUGUAGACUGAAUAGGGAUAGACAGAGUAGGAAAAGUUCAGCAGGUAUGUAGACUGAAUAGGGAUAGACAGAGUAGGAAAGUUCAGCAGGUAUGUAGAUUGAAUAGGGAUAGACAGAGUAGGAGAGUUCAGCAGGUAUGUAGACUGAAUAGGGAUAGACAGAGAAAGGGGAAGACUGAAGCACUGAACUUACAGUAAAACAACCAAUUGACAUCAGAUAUUAUUCUGUCUCCAGGGAGAUAAUGGAACUUUAUUUACCAAACAAGCACACAAGUAUUUUUUUAUUUUAUUAAUUUCAAAUAUAAACAUUUUUUCAAGCGCUUUCUUGACAAUAUAAACCAAGGUUUUAAAUAGAAAGCAAUACACAAAAAAACUAACAGUAUUUUUCUACUUUACAUGGUCAAUAUUGUUCUUAUUUUGCUUUAGUGAAAUGAAUGUAUUUAUUGCAUGUCUAAAUGUUUUAUAGGUCAUUGUUUUGUGUACAUUACAAUUGUGUCUUAAUAAAUCAUGUUUGAUAAGGCUUUUAUUUGUUUUAAGCCAUUGUGAGAAUUUUAUGUUUUUUGUUUGUUUCUAUACUCAAAAUCAACUUGGCAAUAAAAAUGAAUUGCAUAAUG
This is a messenger RNA of Oncorhynchus masou masou (cherry salmon), 10720 nucleotides long. Its product is annotated as hypermethylated in cancer 1 protein-like. The transcript is spliced from 2 exons. The record is from RefSeq and is a predicted model, not a curated record. Gene Ontology annotation, cellular component: nucleus. The coding region runs from base 209 to 2401 and encodes 730 amino acids. Gene Ontology annotation, molecular function: protein binding; DNA-binding transcription factor activity, RNA polymerase II-specific. Lineage: Eukaryota; Metazoa; Chordata; Actinopteri; Salmoniformes; Salmonidae. Gene Ontology annotation, biological process: regulation of transcription by RNA polymerase II.